Molecule: messenger RNA, 1534 nt
Organism: Schistosoma rodhaini
Lineage: Eukaryota; Metazoa; Platyhelminthes; Trematoda; Strigeidida; Schistosomatidae
Source: the annotation of a GenBank genome assembly
UGACAACAAAAAAAAUGUUUUUUCAACAGGAAAUACUGAAAUACAUCCGUUUAGUAUUUUUUUUUCUCUAUUAUACAUGCUAAAGUAUAUUAGUGAAAUGUUCUUUUUUAAAACUCGAAAACGAUCGUGACUGAGACUAUCGUGGAUUCCACAUGUUAUACUUAAUUCAUUAGACACAAACAUUAUGAAUUACACUAAUGAUAACAAUCAAUUCGACACAAGUUAUGCUAAGGAAAUAAACGAAUUCCCAUUUACCAUUAGUCAGGAUGUAUGUGUGAAGUAUUAAUUCAAUCAAAUCAAUUUAUAUCAUUACGUCAUUUAUUAAAUAGAAUACCAAAAACAUGGUUGGUAUCUGAGGAAAAUUUCUUAUUUUAUUAUCACCGUCACCAACAACAAUUCAAUACACAAUUAGAAAUAUUAACUAAUGAACAAUUAUAUGAAUUACGUGAAUUAAUUAUUAAAUCAUUCAUUAUUCUAUCAUAUAAUGAUCAUAAUUAUAAAUUAGUCUAUGAAUUAAUUAAAUAUAAUCAUUUUUUUAAUAAAAAACAUCAAACUAUAUUACAACAUAUAUGGUAUAAUAUACAUUAUAAUAUAAUAGAAAAAUUACGUCAACGUUCAUUAACCGCUGUUGAUAAAUAUCGUAUACGUAAAAAAUAUCCAUUACCUAAUACAAUAUGGGAUGGUGAAAAAAUUUUUUAUUAUUUUAAACAAAAUAUAAGAUAUUUAUUAAUUAAUUAUUAUCAAUAUAAUAAAUAUCCAAAUUCUAUAGAAAAAUAUGAAAUUUCUAGAAAAACUGGAUUAACUAUAACUCAGGUAAGUAAUUGGUUUAAAAAUCAUAGACAACGUGAUAAAUCCUUAGAAUCAACUGAUUUAUACAUUAAAAAUAAAAAUAAAACUCUUCUUAACAAUAAUUAUAAUUGUAAUUGGUCUUGGCAGUCAAUUCAAUCCAACACCGAUACUACUACUACUACUACCACUACUACUACUACUACUACUACUACUACUAAUAAUAAUAAUAAUAAUAAUAAUAAUAAUAAUAAUAAUAAUAAUAAUAAUAAUAGCAAUAGUAAUAAUAAUUCAAUUAUACAGCAUGAACAAAGUAUAAAAAAUGAAUAUUCAAUUGAAACAUAUCGAAAAUCUUUUAACUAUCAAUCAUCUUAUCAACAACUCACUAAUCAACAAACAUUGUCUGGCAACAACGGUAUAGAUCAGAAUCUCAGUUCUUCCGUAGAAAAUCCAAAAGAUUCAGAAUAUUAUAGAACAAUAAUAUCAUAUCCAAUAUACUCACAUCAAUAUUUAACAUCAUCUAAAAAUUCCAAUGAAUUAUGGUUUACACAAUGGUCAACUAAUCAUUUCAACAGUGAACAUGAUAAAUAUAAUUAUGAAGGAAAUUAUAAUACUGCUAGUUUUGAUCAUAAUCAAAAUCAUUCAUAUUAUACACUUUAACGAAAUGAAUAAUGAAUUGUAUACAGUCAAUCAAUUGAAUUCAUAGUGAAACAAUAUCAUCUUUGAAUUAUUCUAAUGUACAUUAAAA